AUGUGUCGCAACACGGCGUGGCUCGAAGCUUCCAAGGCCUACACGGUGGCAAGCUUCACCAUGAUUCUCAAAAUGACAGCCCUCCCAUCCUCGCUCAAGUUCCUCGUUCCCUGGUUCUCCUCCGAGGCGAAGAACGUCUUCAAACAUGGAGACACAUGCCGCGCAAUCCUCACACCUCUUCUCGCCGAGCGUCGAGCUCUAAAAGCCGAAGCUAGGAGAAACGGCAAACCGGAACCUGUCUUCAACGACAUGAUCGAUUGGUUCGAACUGAAGAGCGGAGGAAAAGGGUACGAUCCAGCUCUGUUCCAGAUUGCGCUAUCUUUCGUAGCGAUACAUACGACCAGUGAGCUGCUAACGCAUGCUAUAACCUUGCUGGCGAACGAACCACACUACGUUGCGGCAUUAAGGGAAGAAAUCGUGAGGGUACUGACAGCCGACGGGCUGACCAAAGCGGCGCUCGCAAACCUCACGUUGAUGGACAGCGCGUUGAAGGAGUCGCAGCGGUAUAGGCCCGCUGCAUUCCUAACAAUGCGCCGUCAAGCCCGACGCACCGUCGUCCUCCCUAACGGCCUCAACAUCAAAAAAGGCGAGCAAAUCGCCGUGGACGGCUUCAACAUGUCAGAUCCCAAAGUCUACACCGACCCACACAAAUACGACAUAUACCGCUACCAGCGCAUGCGCGCCAGCACCGACCGCGCCACAGUCAGCCAGUCGCAUCUCGUUUCCACCGGUCCCAACAACCUGUCAUUCGGACAUGGCGCACAAGGCUGCCCCGGCAGGUUCUUCGCUGCGAAUGAGAUGAAGAUUGCCCUGUGCCAUUUGCUGCUCAAGUACGAUUGGCAGUUGGCGGAGGGGACGGAUCUGGAAUCGAGGUUCUUGUUUGGCGAGACGGAGGCGCUGAGUAAGGGGAAUAGGCUGAGGUUUAGACGGAGGAGGGAGGAGAUUGAUUUGGAGGGGUUGGGGUAUGUGUGA
This is a messenger RNA of Alternaria viburni, 972 nucleotides long. RefSeq lists its product as uncharacterized. Lineage: Eukaryota; Fungi; Ascomycota; Dothideomycetes; Pleosporales; Pleosporaceae. The coding region runs from base 1 to 972 and encodes 323 amino acids. Gene Ontology annotation, molecular function: monooxygenase activity; oxidoreductase activity, acting on paired donors, with incorporation or reduction of molecular oxygen; iron ion binding. The transcript has 2 exons. The record is from RefSeq and is a predicted model, not a curated record.